AUGGGGUCUACACAGGUUCCACUGACUUCUCCCACCACCUCCCGUCCCGGUCUCGUGGAUAUUGGUGCUCACUUGCGCCUCUGGGAUUCAACAUACGCUGCUUUCUCCAAUUCAGGAGCUUUUCUCUCUCUUACUCGUCUUUUCCAAGCGUAUAGCCAUGAUGGCUCUGUGAAUUGGGGAAAGGUUGUGUUCUUGACCACCUGCUUUGUCACGAUGGUGGGCUGCGGGGUUAUCACGUCAUUCCUGCGGCGCAAGGGCUGGGGGCAGGCCUCUGGCAAAGCGCGUUUCCGCCGUGUUGCGCGCAGGGGCUACAAGCGUUCUUCAGGUACAGUCACCUCAUCUGAUGAGGACUACGAUAGUAGUGGAUCUCUAGGUGGUACCGAGAGCACUAUUCCCGAGAAGAAGAAGGAGGUUCCUCAGUGUGGGCAACGUGAGGAUGCCCAUGAUACAGACCCAGGUCUCUUGAAAAAGCAUUCGUCCUACCUAUCUUAUUCAACAUCUACCGCGACGUAUCCUUCAAUCAGAACGUUCUAUCGACCGCAUCCCCAAACGGACAAGUUGCCCACCAAGCCAUCGCCCAUCCCGCUGUUGGUCUUUGUGCACGGCUUGGGCGGGUCUCUUGCACAGUUCAACCAUCUGUUGACAAGCUUGUCCAAUGUCGGCUCUUGCUUUGGGAUUGAUCUUCCAGGCUGCGGUCUGUCGUCUUUUGCGCCCACAUCCUGGGACUCUUACACUGUCGAGGCGCUUGCGGAAUUACUCGCCACAGCCAUCGAGCAACACCGUGACAAGGAAGCGGGUCAAGGGGUGGUUCUCAUAGCUCACAGUCUUGGCUGUUCUCUAUCCGCUCUGUUGACAUCAUCCACUUCCUCAUUGGGGGGCAACUUGAAAGAACACAUUCUUGGCCUCAUUGCCGUCUGCCCUCGCGCAGGUCCACCACCUCCCAACGACGUCGCCAAAUUCCGCCGCCUCCUUCAUGUCCCUGGCCCUGUCUUUGACCUUUGGCGUCAUUGGGAUCGGCGUGGCGGCCUAAACAGCACCAGCGUCAACAGACUGGUGGGUGCAGCAGCCGAUCCCGACACCAGGGGUCUUCAGGUUCGCUAUAACAAACAGAGCAAGACUGCCGUGUGGAGACGGAUGGCGUGGGGAACACUCCCUUCAUACGACAGCAAUGGCAAGGCCGUUGGAGGUAUCCCAGGCGGGGAGAUCUGGGCGGGCAUCCGGACGCCUGUUCUGAUGGUAGCUGGCGAAGCUGACGCCGUGAACAAGCCUGUGGAGUUGAAGAAAAUCCUUGAGUUUUUCGGUCAAGUCCGGCGCAGCGUAAAUGGUGGCGCGGAUAGCACAAGCUCCAUCUCUGACGCGUCUGAAGGUCUUGACAAGGUUCCAGCAUCUCAUAGCCGACGGGCGCAUGAAGAGGAAUUUGGAAUCGAGGCACAGGUUGAGGAGAAGAGCGCGAAAGAACUUGAGAAGUCGGAGAAAGGUCCGAAAUCUAUCAAGACCGUCAUCCUGCCGGCACCCGCCUCCCAUGCGCUCCUCUACGAUCGUGCGACGUAUCGCACCUUGGCGGGAAUCAUACAAGAUUUCCUCAGCCAACAAGUUGACCACCGACUGAGCAUGGGCUGGCAGCUGCAGCAUCUGAAUACGUCGGGAAAGUGGGAUGUCAAGAACCUGGCGAAAUGGAAAAAAGUCGCCCCUGUCUCAGAAGGCAUUGGGGGCACCUUUGCUGGCUUGAAGAUGCUCCGAGAAGUAGACGAAGAACACAACCCUGUUCUCUUCUCGCAGAACUAUCGCGGGAAGAUAUAUGCCGUGAUUGACAUCAGCUACGAGAACCCGGUGUACAACCCUGCAUCGAUGGAGAAAGGCGGCAUCCACUACCACAAGCAUCCCACCGUGUCCAAGAUACCUCCCACACCGGAUGAGGUUCGGGAUUUCAUCGCUCUGGUGGACCGACUGCAGAACGAGAUCAGCGAGAAGAUGGAGAGCUCCGGCAAUACCGGUCCGCGUCCCGUGGUUGGGGUCCAUUGCCAUUACGGAUUCAACCGGACCGGGUUCUUGAUCGUCUCGUAUCUCAUCGAACGUUGCGGAUUCAGUGUGGCGGACGCGAUUGCGGAGUUUGAAAGGCGACGACCGCCCGGAAUCCGACACGAACAUUUUAUUGAUACCCUAUUUGUGCGAUACUGCGUUGGGCUGAAGAGGGCGCCCACGCUGAAGGAGGAAUGA
Molecule: messenger RNA, 2217 nt
Organism: Aspergillus heteromorphus CBS 117.55
Lineage: Eukaryota; Fungi; Ascomycota; Eurotiomycetes; Eurotiales; Aspergillaceae
Product: RNA 5'-triphosphatase domain-containing protein
Exons: 2
Coding region: 1-2217 (738 amino acids)
Biological process (GO): 7-methylguanosine mRNA capping; protein dephosphorylation
Molecular function (GO): protein tyrosine/serine/threonine phosphatase activity; mRNA guanylyltransferase activity
Source: RefSeq, a predicted model, not a curated record